Molecule: messenger RNA, 4381 nt
Organism: Strigops habroptila (Kakapo)
Lineage: Eukaryota; Metazoa; Chordata; Aves; Psittaciformes; Psittacidae
Gene: MAPT
Product: microtubule associated protein tau
Exons: 16
Coding region: 285-1637 (450 amino acids)
Biological process (GO): neuron projection development; microtubule cytoskeleton organization
Cellular component (GO): neuron projection
Molecular function (GO): microtubule binding
Source: RefSeq, a predicted model, not a curated record
GUGGGGCUGGGGGGGGCGGGGGGUGUAUGUGUGUGGGUUACGAUGCGCGCGGCGCAUGCGCGCUCCCGCGCCCCCCCCAUCAGCCCCCCCCUCCCGCCGGCUCGGCGAAGGUUCCGGAGCUCGCGCGCGCCCCCGCCCCGCCCGCGCCGCCGCCACCCGCGCGCUCCGGUGCGGACUCCCCUGCGCGGCAGGUGUUCCCAGGCACGCUGUGUGGCACCCCUGCCUUGGAGCAGUUAAAGCCGUGAGGAGCAGGAACAGCUUAUUCCAGGUAACUUUGCUGAGAGAUGGCGGAGCACCGUCAGGACGUCACCAUGAUGGAGGAUCACGCGGCUGCUCAGGAGAAGCACAUCCCAUCAGGCUAUCCCCUUCAGAUACCAGUUGAUGAUGGAUCAGAUGAGCCUGUUUCUGAAACAUCUGACGCUAAGAGCACCCCAACUACGGAAGAUGCCACAGCACCUUUAGUGGAGGAAGGAGACCACGAGGAUCAGGGUGGUGUGGAACAGCACGGGGAGAUCCCAGAAGGAACCACAGCUGAAGAGGCGGGUGUAGGAGCCACUCCCAACCUGGAGGACCACGCUGCAGGAGAUGCCGCUCAAGGUCGUAUUGACAGCAAAGACAAGGAAGGGACUGAAGCUGAGGAAAAGAAACCGAAGGGCCCGGAGAUGAGAGGUGGCACGAAGACGGCCACGCCGCGGUCUGGAGCCGGGCAGGCUCAGAGGAACUCCACCAAUGCCACGCGCAUCCCAGCAAAGACCCCCACGGCCCCUAAGACACCCCCCAGCUCCGGCAGAAAGGAGCAGAAAAAACCACCUCCUGCAGCAGCAAAGUCUGAGAAAGGUGAGCAGCCAAAGUCUGGAGACAGAAGCGGUUACAGCAGUCCCGGCUCCCCCGGGACUCCAGGCAGCCGUUCCCGCACUCCCUCUCUGCCCACCCCACCAGCCAGGGAGCCCAAGAAGGUGGCAGUGGUCCGCACACCACCCAAAUCUCCUGCCUCUGCCAAGAGCCGCAUCCAGCCGUCAGCCGCGCCUAUGCCUGACCUCAAAAACGUCAAGUCCAAAAUCGGCUCCACUGAAAACCUGAAGCACCAGCCCGGAGGUGGCAAGGUGCAGAUUAUUAAUAAGAAGCUGGACUUUAGCAGCGUUCAAUCCAAGUGUGGCUCAAAGGAUAAUAUCAAACACAUCCCGGGAGGAGGCAGUGUGCAGAUUGUUAAUAAGAAGCUGGACUUUAGCAGCGUUCAAUCCAGGUGUGGCUCAAAGGAUAAUAUCAAACACAUCCCGGGAGGAGGCAGUGUUCAAAUCGUUUACAAGCCAGUCGACCUGAGCCACGUGACAUCCAAAUGUGGUUCCCUGGGCAACAUCCAUCACAAACCAGGCGGUGGCCAGGUGGAGGUGAAAUCUGAGAAACUGGAUUUCAAAGAUAAGGUGCAGUCGAAAAUUGGGUCCUUAGAUAACAUCAGCCACGUCCCUGGAGGAGGAAAUAAAAAGAGAGAGAAAGGCAAGGAAGACAAGACCCGUCCCCAGGCUGCUCAGACCCCAAGCCCAGACCCUGCUGGGUUCCAGGCCCUGGUGCUGGAGCCACUCAGCCCCCCGGAGAGCCAGCUCCCGGCCUUGCACUCGGCUGGGGAGGGCACCAAUUGAGACCCACAAGCUGACCUUCCGCGAGAACGCCAAAGCCAAGACUGACCACGGCGCCGAAAUCGUGUACAAGUCCCCCACCAUCUCCGGAGAUGCCUCCCCGCGCCGCCUUAGCAACGUCUCCUCCACCGGCAGCAUCAACAUGGUGGACUCGCCGCAGCUCGCCACGUUAGCCGACGAGGUGUCCGCUUCGCUGGCCAAGCAGGGCUUGUGAUCGCGGCCCGGCGGGCAGAGAGGGGAGACAAGGAGAGAGAAAAGAAAUAAGAAAGGAAAACAAAAAAUAAUAAUCUGGCCUUCUUCCUCUGUUCCUUUUACAGCUGCUUCCCCCCCCGUCCCCUCACUGGUUAAUGAUUUAACCUGCUUUUACUGUUCAUUCAGCUCUAGCUCCAGGACUUCAAAAUCAGUGACACUAUGAGGUAUAAAACCUCCUCUCCCCCUGCUCCUCAGAGCGCACAGCCCCUGCCCCUCCCUGCUCCCCCCUGUGAGGUCCCUCAGCCCCUGCGAGGCCCCUCAUCCCCCUGUAAGCUCCCUUGACCCCCUGUGAGGUCCCUUGCUGGCCCAGCCCUGGCAGGGACAAUGUUCACCACCCCAGGAGAGCAGGGAGAGGACAGAGGGGCUGACCCGACCCCCCCUGCGCCGCAAGGGGCGGGGACGGGAAGGGGACGUUGCCUGCCCACCGCUGCCCGGGCUGGGGGGCUGGCCUGCGGGCAGCACAGGCGGUGGGUGCUGCGGCCGGGGACUGCAGGGAGCUGCCCUCCCUGUCUGCAUUAAAUUUGCCUGCUGAUUUGGAAGAAACCUUUUGUUUUUCCCUCUGAAAGCCGAGAUGUGUAUGAAGAUAACUGCCAGGUACCCCCAGCCUGCUCCCAGCUCCGGCAGCUGGAGUCCCGGCGGCACCGGGGUGGCCCCUUGCGGAAGCGGCCCCGGUCGGCCCUUCCCCUCUCGGUGGCUGUGCUGGAACCGCUGAGUGGAUGAGUAGAGGCUUUUCCCCCCAUUCCUUUGGCAGCCCCUCGUGUCGUAGAGUAGAUUUGUCUGUAUAUGCUUGGACCGUGCCAGGGUGAUUGUUUUCAUAAACGAGCAUGUGUUUAAGAAAAUACUAAUAAAUGCUGUAAGUAGUUGUGAGCUGCCCGGUGCCGGCUCCUGGCGAGGGGGAGGCCCCAGCUCCGGCACCGCAUGUCUGCCGGGCACCCGGGGGGGGCCCUGCACCUCCCCAGGGCCGGGAUGGGGUGCGAGGGGCACUCGCAGCUCCCAGGCUGGGGUGGCCCCUGGAUUUGGGUGCAGCUUGUGACAUUUUGGGGUUGUUCUUUCUUUUGUUUCCCCUGCAAGGUCAGCUAAAGGGAUCGUGGAAGUGGCAGCUCCAUGGCUCUGCUGGUCUCGUGCCUUUGGCAGCGGUAGGAGACAACUGGGAGGAUGCGAGGGGAAGGCGCGAGGGGGGGUUCUUAUGGGCAGCUCCCUCUGGUCCCAUCCUGCACUUGGGGGCCAGAGGCUGCGCCUGGCACUGCCGCUGGUCCUGCCUUGAGUUUGCAGCAUGUUGCCCCUCACGGCGUCCUUCACCCAGCACUCCCCUCCUCAGCACCACACAGGGAACAGAGCUGGUCCAUUUAAUCCUGCUGCUGCUUUCACCCCUGUGGCACCCUGGGGAGCGUGGGGGGUGCCCUGGGGCUGCGCUGUGGCUGCCUCUGUGUGCCCCAUCCUUCUACAACCAAAGAGGCUGAGAGAGAUGUGCUCAGUGCGUCCUCCCUGCCCGGGGAGCCGAGCUGCAGGGAGAGCCCAGCGCGGGGCUGGGAUCCUGCUCUCACCAGGGCACAGGCACCGCUCGCUGUCAGUGCCACCGCGGCUGCACCAGGCUGUUACUGGGGCAGAGCAGGGGGUUCUCGGGGACAGGACCCCCUCCCACCCCGGGCAGGAGCCGAUGAACCUCCCCAACUGCUGCAGCGUCCAUGGGCUCCAGCAAGUUCCUCUCCAGAGCCUGUCCAGCACCAGAGAAGGACGCUUGUGUUGGGGGGACAGGACCAAACCCUUGUCUCCACAGCCCCAGGAGCUGCUUUACUGCUGGGGAGAGGCUGGUCCAGCACCACCACGAACCACCGGUCCUGUGACAGCCCCUGUGUCUCUUGCGCCGUUGCCUCUCUGAUUGUAAAGAUGCUGUGCUCCCGUCUGUGACCUUCUGUAUGGGUGUAGGAGGGAGGAGCUGCUGUGGUACUUUUGUCCUCUGUAAAGCAAGUGGGAGACCCUCCCCCUUUAAACCCUAUUUGGCUGCGGGAUGGUGCGUGGCUGAGCCUCCCCCACCCUGAGCUCUCCCAUCCUGGCCCUCGGCUGAGCUCCAUCCCGCAGCACCAGCCCCUGAGCAGCCCCUAACCCGGCCCCGUCCACCCACCGCAGUGCCCGAGCCACGGCCCCAGCCCUGACCCCGCAUCAGACCCCGGCCGGAGGGUGACCACGAGCAGCCGGACCCGUGGCUGUUCCUUUCCUCCACACACAUCUUGGUCUGAAAAGGGUUAAAACCGGCACCGAGUCACAAACCUGUGUUUUCUGCACUCAAACAAUGAAUUCCUGAUGCUUGGUCAAGACCUUCCAGUGUCGGUGCCGGUGGUGCGGGCAGCCCCGCGAGGGGAGGGAAGGUUUGAUCUCAGUGUAUCAUUUAGCUUAGCUUCUGUCUGUGCCUGUCCAUAGUGUAUCGUGCGUUUUAACAACUGGUUUACACUGUUGCCGUAAAAGUGAAUUUGGAAAUAAAGUCAUUACUACGAGAA